Desarmillaria tabescens is the source of this 684-nucleotide messenger RNA. Its product is annotated as NUDIX hydrolase domain-like protein. The transcript is spliced from 4 exons. NCBI's taxonomy places the organism in Eukaryota, Fungi, Basidiomycota, Agaricomycetes, Agaricales, Physalacriaceae. The record is from RefSeq and is a predicted model, not a curated record. Gene Ontology annotation, molecular function: coenzyme A diphosphatase activity. The annotation marks the transcript as partial. Gene Ontology annotation, biological process: coenzyme A catabolic process.
CCUUCGUCAUCACUCGCCGCUGUUCUUGUGCUUCUUUACGAGGAUGCUGGUCAAUUACGCGUACUGUUGAUGACUCGAUCUAAGCUGUUGAGGACUCAUGCUGGACAGACCGCCCUGCCAGGUGGUAGGGUAGACGAUACAGACCAAGAUCUCACCCACACAGCCUAUAGAGAAGCGCACGAGGAAGUCGGCCUUCCGUUGGAUUGCCCUCACAUUCAAACGCUGUGUACCUUCGAACCAUUCCUGUCGCUCCACAGACUGCUUGUCACCCCCGUCGUCGCUCUGUUGACUGACAACAGCAUCCUGGAAGGACUAACCGCUUCUGAAGACGAAGUGUCUCGUAUAUUUAGUCAUCCACUGGAAGCUCUCCUUGAUCCGAUGAUUGUGAAACACGAUGCCUUAGCUGCGUUCGGUUCCGAAGACUGGUUUUAUGAAAACGAGCUUCAUAAUACGACUGAUUCGUUGGUCCCUCUGUUGGGAAACUCGCCGUACCGUAUGCACCGAUUCCGAAGUACUGCAUCACCUGUUAAAGGUCUUACAUCAGAUAUUCUCAUUUCUGUCGCCCAACUUGCUUUUGAUAAACAGCCAACAUACGAACGCUACGCUCCUGGUCAGCCCCACGGAUUUCAAGAUAUUAUUGCUAUUGUUCAAGAGCAAAUGCCCUCAAACGCGAAGUCUGCAUAG